This is a messenger RNA of Purpureocillium lilacinum, 654 nucleotides long. RefSeq lists its product as uncharacterized. Gene Ontology annotation, molecular function: acetyltransferase activity. Lineage: Eukaryota; Fungi; Ascomycota; Sordariomycetes; Hypocreales; Ophiocordycipitaceae. The record is from RefSeq and is a predicted model, not a curated record.
AUGGCGAGCAAGGAAAAGGACCCCGCGACGAUAGAGUAUGCCAAGUCGCUGGCCAACACGCCGUGGUGCGAUGACUACGAGAAGAUGAUCUCCGGCGUGCUGUACAACUGCCUGGCGCCGGAGCUUGUCGAUGGGCGCUUCCGCGCGCGCCGGCUCAUGAACAAGUACAACACGUACUUUCCCGACGACGCAACGCCGCAGUCCUUGACCGAUGAUCGCGAGGCCAUGAUCAGGUCCAUGUUCGGGCACGUCGGCAAGGCGCCAUUCAUCGAGCCGCCGCUCAACAUUGACUACGGCUGCAACAUUUCCAUCGGCGACGGCUUCUACUCCAACUUCAACCUCGUCAUCCUCGACUGCGGCAUGGUCAAGAUCGGCAACCGCGUGCUCUUCGGGCCCUUCGUGUCCAUCUUCGCCGCCACGCACGAGACGGGCGUGCAGUCGCGCCGCGACGGCGUCGAGUACGCGAGCUUCGUCACCAUCGGCGACGACUGCUGGAUCGGCGGCAAUGUGACCAUCAUGCCCGGCGUGACGAUUGGCAAGGGCUGCACCAUCGGCGCCGGCAGCGUCGUGACCAAGGACAUCCCCGACUUUUCCGUCGCCAUUGGAUCGCCUGCCAAGGUGGUGAAGACGGUCGAGCCCGUGCCGGACUUGUGA